UAAGCCAUAAAGCUUUAUGGUCAAGUUCGAUCUUCUUGCUAAGUGGGGCAUGCAGCGGGCAUACAUUGAAAAUAGCAUGGAGAGAAGAGUUUUGUUUGGUUGGCAGUGACUUCUCCUGAUAUACCGGAGAGAAAUUAAUGAAUAGUGAAAAAGUAAUGUAAAAAAAUAAUACAAGGAAGAGCAAGUCUAAAACUGGAAGAGACCAGUAGCGAUGCAUGGUGAUGGCCUCCCGCAUAUUAAGGUUGAAGGCAAGACUACAGGAACGCUACGAUAAGCUUAAACCCCGUAAACCGGGACUCAUGCAGGGCGCUUGUAAGUUGGAUUAAGACAUAUUAAGAGGCGGUAUCUAGUGGAGGGCACAGGUGAAAAUAGACUUCUAGUUACAGUUUCUCAGAUUACCUAUUUGACGGCUAAUCUGAGAAAUCACCACAAACCUGACAGACCUGUGUGGUCGGGAAGAGCGUAUUACACCAAUUUAAGUCCUCAUACCUGUCAGUUUUAUCACCCCAGCAGCAGUCACCAGUAGCGGAAAAAUGUAACCACAUCUGGCGACGUAUGAGUAAAAAAACAUGUAUUCCAUAGGAAGGAAAAACUUAAGUGUAUGGUUUUGUUUUUGUCUUUAUCUGAGCGUGGAAAUCCGUGUUGUCGUCGUUGUUUAUCACUGUCUAACCUCAACCGUCCCUCCCGCCAGACGUACAGUAGGGCAUUAUCCCAUUAGAGGUAGCCGCGAGGAUCUGGAGACCGUGUAAUUUCACAUUGAAAAGCAUUGUGAUUUGUAGCUUUGUCGUCAGUUGGUAUCAUCUUGCCGCAUACUUGUGACGUAAGGCACUCGGAUGGCUUCAGUUUUCUGUGUUAGCACAUGGACUCAUUCUCGUUGAAUACUGGUAACUCUCACAGACGAACUGAGGAAUUCUUAAUUCGACAGCUGUACUGUUUUCAGGGAUAAAAAAGAAAUGAUACAUCACAGACACGCUUUCAUGGACGCUUAACAAAGCUUAGCUGUGUAAAGCACCCCAGAGGAGGAAAAGAGUGUUUGCUUUUCUAUUGGUCGAUCAUCUAAGCAAACGAACUCAAACUAUUCCAUCCAUGGUUGUCAGACAAUUUCUUUCAACUGGAAUAUAGCGAUUGCUAUCGGGUAGAAACUUUUGAACCAUGGAAGUACCCAAGGUGACUCUAUCACUGGACUUAGACGAGGAUUCUGUUUGUGAUGAUGAUGUAUUUGAAGAGUGCGAAUUCAUUGAAUUGCCUGUAAGAUUUCAGAAAGACCAUAAAGACUAUUGCCAAAGUUACCAUAAUCAACAGAAUGACGAAGGGGUUGUUGUGGACAUCUCAAACCAAAGCCAGGACAUCGACGUUGCUCUGAGAUGGCUCAGGCAAGAAUUAACAAAAAUUCGCCAGCAGGACCAAGACAUCGCUAAUCAGUUUCUAAAGAUCCAGUUAACAAUUCAGCACAUAAAGGACAGGAAAAGCGAGUUGGAGAGGAUUCCCAGCGCCAAGGACAGCACGUCGUCCCUGGACGAGUACCUUCUCCAGUCUUCCUACACCAGGUUAUCUCCUACGUCUGAGGACUUCUUCCGUCUUCGCUCCAAUACCAUAUCCCGCCUGCAGGGACGCUGGAGGACAAAGUCGAGGACCAGUGCGCUUGUCGAAAACUCAUAAAGUAGGGUACUGUGCAACGAGGGUCAUAACUCCCGGAUCUCAUUAUCGUUUAUUUAUAUAUUUAUUUAUAUUUUAUUCUCUGCGCCAGGAUUGGUGGCAUGGCUGUUAAACAAAACUAAAUGGGAGGAAUGAAAUGCCCGUUGACACGUAAGUUCUAGGUGAAAAUGGCAUACAAACCGACCGAUUACAGUGUGAUGUUUUUCAAAGCAGCCAAUUAUUUCAAAAUUAUUUGAAAAGUCUGAGAUACAUUAUGGUGAGGCAUAAUGUUGGUGCUUUUCAAAAGCGCACUUACCAUAAUUGACGUGAAUUAUGAAGGACAUCGCUGAGUGAUGACCGGUAAUUUAACCAGGAUCAACAUGUCAGACAUUCUUUUAACCUCAAGGACAAG
Molecule: messenger RNA, 2047 nt
Organism: Lingula anatina
Lineage: Eukaryota; Metazoa; Brachiopoda; Lingulata; Lingulida; Lingulidae
Source: RefSeq, a predicted model, not a curated record